AUGGUCCGGUUCCGGUUCAGCAAGGGUUUGAACCGAGAACCGGACCCAAAAAAUGUCAAACUUCAUAUACAAUCCGGUUCAUCUUCUCGCGCCCUGAACGCGAUCCUACCGCUUGUUGCGUCUGGGCAGCCCUACGAAGCGCACCAGAAAACACGCACCUUCACUUCACGGUACAGCAAGUCUGGGCAGUACGACACUGCCAUCGACGUGCUCUUCCAGAGUGCGAGAGAACUCCUGAAAGUUAGCCAGCAUUGUCCUGCAGGUGACCAAGACCUGCAUCACUAUAUCGGAGAGCUCUUAUAUAAAGAUGGGGCUUUCGAUGCGGCAGAACCUCACUUCCUUGCGUCAGGAAAAAGGGAUAGCGCACGUUCACUAGCGAACAUGAUGAUAGAAUGGUCAGCAGCGGGCGGAGCUCUAGGGAACUUUGCCCUUCGAGGUACACUUCCAUAUCUACAAAAUGGCAACAUCGUUGGAGCUCGCACAUUCAUUUCGCAGUUCAUUGCACAAGUGAUUUCAUCUUGGCCAAAACUGAUUUCGCCACUGCAAUCAUCUCCAUUGCCUGUCACUCCUACGGGUGAAAUCACACAUAUGACUGAGCCUGUGCUCAACUUCUGUCAGCUUGCUGUCUUGACAUGUCAACAUGCAAAUGGGGAGAAGAAUAAAGUGAUGCGCGAGAGCUGGGUGAGGCUUUGUGGAACAUAUCAAUCUAAAGGUGGUGUCUUAGCGACCAGGGAGGUUCAGACGACACUACAGGAGAUAGCAACGUUGUACUUUGCAAUUCCUCCGCCACGCACUCAGCCUGAUAAUCCGUUGGGAGCUAUGAUUUCCUCUAUGCUGGGCGACUCGCUCACCCAUCCCUCGUUGACAAUCGGUUCGAACCUGUUCGGACCUGUUCGAACCAGGUUCAAGAAUUCUGCAAGUCCUCGAACCGUGGACUGGACCGACGGUUCGGUUCCCCCUAUUGCCCGAACUUUGAACCGGACUUCGGUCAGGUUCGAAACGGUUCGGGUUCGAACCGUGGUUCAGGACCGGACCUGGCCAUCACUACAACAGUGGAUCGGCGCAUCGGAUGCAAAGCAGGCUCGCGUUUUACAGGGUCAAAAGAUGGGAUAUUGGGUGGCACAGUGGUGGUAG
Messenger RNA from Suillus plorans, 1134 nucleotides. RefSeq lists its product as uncharacterized. Gene Ontology annotation, cellular component: cytosol. The transcript is spliced from 4 exons. Gene Ontology annotation, biological process: protein insertion into ER membrane. Lineage: Eukaryota; Fungi; Basidiomycota; Agaricomycetes; Boletales; Suillaceae. Gene Ontology annotation, molecular function: protein binding. The record is from RefSeq and is a predicted model, not a curated record. The coding region runs from base 1 to 1134 and encodes 377 amino acids.